Paramecium primaurelia is the source of this 1370-nucleotide messenger RNA. NCBI's taxonomy places the organism in Eukaryota, Ciliophora, Oligohymenophorea, Peniculida, Parameciidae. The record is from the annotation of a GenBank genome assembly.
AUGCAAAAAAUUAAUUGCUUUAGAGGAUUUGCAUUUUCUGCAAUAAAAAUCCAUUCAUAAAUUGCUAUAAUAGGUGGUGGAACUGCAGGAUUAAAUAUUGCAGCUCAAUUAAUAGGUGAUGGGCAUGCUAUUCCAUAGUAAAUUAGAAUUUUUGAACCAUCUAAGAUGCAUGCUUAUUAACCAGGAUGGACAAUGGUUGGUAAUUGAAUUUUUUCAAAUUAAGGUGGUGGAUUGUGUAAUGUAAAAAAGACAUUGAAACCAAUGGAUUAAGUUUUACCCAAGAAUAUUUCAGUUUCUGAUAGUGCUGUGACUAAAAUAAAUCCUUAACAAAAUGAAAUAGAAACAUAGGAUGGAGGGAUAUAUACAUAUGAUUAAUUAGUUAUUGCAACUGGAAUAUAAACUAAUUUUGAUUAAAUAAAAGGUAUAUAUAUUUAUUUCUAAUCAUCAAUAGGUGCUCAAAAAUAUUUAGAUGAUUUGAAUUCUCCUGUUGCUUCAAUCUAUAAUUAUAAAUAUGCUGUAAAAAUGAAUAGACUUGUAGAGGAAUUUGAAGGAGGAAAUAUCGUAUAUACUGAACCUCCUUUACCAAUUAAAUGUGCAGGAGCUCCUUAAAAAAUUAUAUAUCUUUCACAUGAUCGUUUAAAUAAAAGAGGAAAAAAAACUCAUCAUCAUUUUUAUAAGACAGCUGGAGUUAUUUUUGGUGUUCCCAAAUAUGCUGAAAUACUAACAGAAUUAUGCAAAAAUAAAUAAAUAAAUUGUCAUUUUAAAUAGAAAUUAGUAGAAGUUUAAGAUCAUAUAGCCAUAUUUGAAAAUUAAGAUACAAAAGAACUUAAAUCUGUCACAUUUGAUUUAUUACAUUUAGUUCCACCUUAAGUAUAAAAAAUUAAUAAAUAAGUUUCCUGCUUAAUUUAUAGCAAAAAGUGGUUUAGGAGAUUCAGCUGGAUUUGCACAUGUCAAUCCAAAUACAUUGUAACAUGUAACUUAUAAAAAUAUAUGGUCACUUGGAGAUUGUUCUUCUCUUCCAACUUCUAAGACAGCUGCAGCUGUUAUGGCUUAAACACCAGUUUUAGUGAAAAAUUUAAUAAGAACUUGGAAAUAUAAAUUAGAUCCUAUUCCAGGAUAUUUAGGUUAUUAUUGAAAUAUUAUUUUUAGGAUAUACUUCAUGUCCAAUAUUUACAAGUUAGACUAAAUUAUUACUGGCAGAGUUUAAAUAUAAUUCAGAACUUGAUGAGACUUUUCCAAUAUUUUAAUCAAAUGAAAGUCGAUUAAUGUUUCAUUUAAAAAAAGAUUUCUUUCCAAUAGCAUAUUGGUAGAUCAUGGUAAGAGGUUGGUGGGGAGGUAGAGAUGGUCUAAGAUUCUUUAAAGGUGCAUGA